Trichoderma virens Gv29-8 is the source of this 324-nucleotide messenger RNA. RefSeq lists its product as uncharacterized. The record is from RefSeq and is a predicted model, not a curated record. The transcript has 2 exons. Lineage: Eukaryota; Fungi; Ascomycota; Sordariomycetes; Hypocreales; Hypocreaceae. Bases 1 to 324 code for a protein of 107 amino acids.
AUGGCUCGUGGUCAAGGUCCCACUGGACGGAUGGCGAUCGGCUUAGACGGCACGCGAGAGCAGCUUGAGAGUCAUCCGCCAUCAGUCGACAGCUCGGACAGCUGGCGAAUGGAGAGCUCGUGUCAGCUUUUCGAUGCUUUGUCCGACACUGAGCAGGGUCCCAAAACACAGCCAUGCAGAGCACAAGCUGCCAGUGGCCGGCACAUACGAGUAAUAAGAGGCGGAGGAUCUAUCAUGCACCAGGUGCUACAGGCCGUUCCGUACAAGCGGCAUGCUGCAUCACAACAACCCGAGCAAUUGCCGCUGUGGUCCAACGUUCGGUAG